UGUCAGAUUUUAUUUAAAAGCAAACUCAGAAACAAUCGGAAGGAACUUUUUUGAAAACUAUUGGAAUUUUUGCCAUUUGCACUUUUAUUAUAAAUUAAAAGUUAUCAAUAAAACACUAACGUGACGACUGCACAACGCGCAUUCAACAGAAAACUGUGAUACGUAGUGAAAGGCACAUAAAGAAGCUACAGGAAGCUGUGUGGAAAUUGGAACAGCUAUUUGUGGACUAAUUGCUGGUAGUAGUAGCGGCAGACGCACUAACUGCAAGGCAUUCACAUCAACACAACAAACCAAACAGCAAAAGCCUGUUGGAGCCCAACCACUUGGCGCACAACUCAAUAAAUCAAGCGAAUUGUCGUGGAGAUCUUAGAACUUUCGUCAACACUGUGUAAUCACGUUAUGGACAAAAUGCCAGCCAAACAAUACGAAUCCAAACCAUGGUCAGACCUAGCUGACAGCGAUGACAGUGAUAUGGAGAAUGAAAUAGAUGUGGACAAACUACCACCAUUAGAAGUUGGGCCCAACGAGAAUCGGCUGCAGCAUACAUACUGCCUCUGGUUCUCACGCAAAGGGACACAUCGCGCCACGGACUACAGCAAAUCACUUCAUGUAGUCGGGCGUUGUGCCAGUGUACAACAAUGGUGGGCGCUGUAUUCGCAUCUAAUACGGCCCACAGCGUUGAAACCGUAUCGAGAAUUAAGCCUUUUUAAGCAGGGUAUCAAACCGAUGUGGGAGGAUCCAGCAAACACAAAAGGCGGCCAGUGGGUAAUACGUCUAAGGAAGAAUAAAAUUGAUCGUGCGUGGGAAAAUGUUUGUAUGGCAAUGUUGGGAGAACAGUUUCUGGUGGGAGACGAGAUCUGUGGGGUAGUACUGACAACAAAGUAUCCGGUAAGUACACAUAUUUUCAAUUGUUAAAGCAAUGCAAAAGGUCUCAGAUAUGCAGAAUGUUAAUGACGCGCACGAACAAGUGAUCGCAUUUCUGCUGAAAUUGCAAUGCAGUGAUAGUGUAAAGUGCAUACUUAAAAGAUGUAAUAAACAAAUAAAAAAUAAAGUGGAAAGUGAAUUUAUAAAUAACAGCAGUGUGUAGUGAUGCUGUAAUAAGACUCAGACCAAAGGAAUUUUAGAGGUUACGCAUUAGAUUUGCUUGCUGUUGAAGAAAACUAUUAAUUGAAAACUAUAAAUUUUAACAAAUAUUGCUUCCAAAGUUUUUAUUUUGGCUUUGCUACUUCAAAAAAUACAUAUAAACUUCUUUAAAAAUUGAAGGUGUACCCUGAACAGAAGUUGGGUUUUCAUUAGAAUGUUGAAAAUAAAACUUAUUUAGCGAAAGAUGUUUAUACUGUGAAUAUUUACGGUUGUAAA
This is a messenger RNA of Anastrepha ludens (Mexican fruit fly), 1359 nucleotides long. RefSeq names its product eukaryotic translation initiation factor 4E type 2 (gene eIF4EHP). Bases 400 to 915 code for a protein of 171 amino acids. Gene Ontology annotation, cellular component: eukaryotic translation initiation factor 4F complex. Gene Ontology annotation, biological process: translational initiation. NCBI's taxonomy places the organism in Eukaryota, Metazoa, Arthropoda, Insecta, Diptera, Tephritidae. The transcript has 2 exons. The record is from RefSeq and is a predicted model, not a curated record. Gene Ontology annotation, molecular function: translation initiation factor activity; RNA 7-methylguanosine cap binding.